AUGGCGAACCUUUACUUCACGCACUCGAGUGCGCCGGUAAAGACGGUCGAGGAGAUUCAGUUUGGCCUCAUGGCUCCUGAGGAGAUCAAGAAUAUGAGCGUCUGCCACUGUGUCUACCCUGAGACCAUGGACGAGACGCGGACGAAGCCUCGCGACGGCGGUCUCAACGAUCCUCUUCUCGGCUCCAUCGAUCGGCAGUUCAAGUGCAAGACCUGCAACCAGGCGAUGGGCGAAUGUCCUGGACAUUUCGGCCACAUCGAGCUGGCGAAGCCCGUCUACCAUCCUGGCUUUAUCAAGAAAGUCAAGAAGGUUUUGGAGAUCGUCUGCCAUAAUUGCAGCAAAGUCUUGGCCGACAGAAGCGACCCUGAAUUUCUCCAAGCUGUGAACACGAGAGACCCCAAGGUUCGCUUCAACCGCAUCUGGAACAUUUGCAAGAAGAAGACUCGUUGCGAAAACGAGGUUAAGGAGCAGAAGCCCGACGAUGGAGAGUAUGGCCUGAACAUGAAGCAGGCCCCAGUCAACCACGGUGGCUGUGGAAACAUUCAACCUAGAGUACGGCACAAGGCUCUGCAGCUUAUUGCAAAGUACGAAGCUCAAGGUGAAGACGGCGUCAAGAAGAAGGAGGAGCCUCCAAUCACUCCAGAGAUGGCCCACAACAUCUUGCGUCGCAUCAGUGAUGACGAUCUGAGAGAUAUGGGCCUCAACCUUGAGUACGCUCGCCCAGAGUGGAUGAUCGUUACCGUUCUUCCUGUUCCGCCCCCGCCCGUGCGUCCCAGUAUUUCCAUGGACGGAACCGGCCAAGGACUCAGAAACGAAGAUGAUUUGACCUACAAGCUGGGUGAUAUCAUUCGAGCCAAUAGCAACGUCAAGCAAGCCAUCCGGGAAGGCUCACCUGCACACAUUGCGCAAGAUUUCGAGCAGCUGUUACAGUACCAUGUUGCCACAUACAUGGACAAUGACAUUGCCGGUCAACCUCGUGCUCUGCAAAAAAGCGGUCGUCCUGUCAAGGCUAUUCGUGCACGUCUCAAGGGCAAGGAGGGUCGUCUUCGUGGCAAUUUGAUGGGAAAGCGUGUCGACUUCUCAGCGCGUACUGUCAUCACUGGUGAUGCCAACCUUUCUCUUGACGAGGUUGGUGUUCCUCGGAGUAUCGCCAGAACUCUGACCUACCCGGAGACCGUCACUCCGUACAACAUCGGCAGACUUCACGAGCUUGUCCAAAACGGACCCAACGAACAUCCAGGAGCGAAGUACGUCAUCCGCUCCGACGGUACGAGAAUUGAUCUGCGCCAUCAUCGCAGAGCUGGACAGAUUUCUCUGGAAUACGGCUGGAAGGUCGAGCGUCAUUUGAUUACCGGUGAUUAUAUUAUUUUCAACCGUCAACCAUCUCUGCACAAGGAAUCCAUGAUGGGCCACAGAGUACGCGUCAUGCCUUACUCAACCUUCCGUCUGAACUUGUCCGUCACCUCACCCUACAACGCCGAUUUCGAUGGUGACGAAAUGAACCUUCACGUACCCCAAAGUGAAGAGACGAGAGCCGAAGUCAAGGAGCUCUGCCUUGUCCCCAUCAACAUCGUUUCACCGCAAAGAAACGGUCCUCUGAUGGGUAUCGUGCAAGACACUCUUGCUGGUGCCUACAAGCUCUGUCGUCGUGACGUGUUCCUCACCAAGGAGCAGGUCAUGAACAUCAUGCUGUGGGUUCCCAACUGGGAUGGGAACAUUCCUCAACCCGCCAUCAUUCGGCCUAGACCAAGAUGGACUGGUAAACAGAUUAUGAGCAUGGCAGUUCCCAACAUUGUCAGCUUGCACAGCGCACCUGAUUCGAAGGAGGAGAAUCCACUCAAAGACGAGGGUCUCCUGAUUCAGUCGGGACAGAUCAUGUACGGUCUGCUUUCCAAGAAAAACAUCGGUGCCGCCAGUGGUGGUAUCGUCCACAUCGUCUAUAACGAGCAUGGACCUGAGGCAGCCAUGAAGUUCCUGGUCGGUGUUCAGCAGACAGUUAACUACUGGCUGUUGCAUAACGGCUUCAGUAUCGGUAUCGGUGACACCAUUCCCGAUAAGAUCACCAUCGAGAAGGUCCAGAUCCACAUUGAUGAGCACAAGGCCGAGGUCGAGGAGUUCACAAGACAAGCUACUGCUAACGAGCUGGAGCCUCUACCUGGUAUGAACAUCCGUGAGACUUUCGAGAGCAAGGUUUCCAAGGCCCUCAACACCGCUCGCGACAAGGCUGGUACCACCACACAGAAGAGUUUGAAGGAUUUGAACAACGCCGUUACCAUGGCCUCGUCCGGUUCCAAGGGUUCAUCCAUCAACAUUUCUCAGAUGACUGCCCUGGUCGGACAGCAAAUUGUCGAAGGAAAGCGCAUUCCCUUCGGCUUCAAAUACCGCACUCUCCCGCAUUUCACAAAGGAUGACUACUCACCAGAGGCUCGUGGUUUUGUCGAAAACUCGUAUCUUCGUGGUCUUACGCCUAGCGAGUUCUUCUUCCACGCCAUGGCUGGUAGAGAAGGUUUGAUUGAUACUGCUGUCAAGACUGCCGAGACCGGUUACAUCCAGCGUCGUCUCGUCAAGGCGCUUGAGGACGUCAGUGCCAAGUACGACGGUACCGUCAGAAACUCUCUGGGUGAUAUCCUCCAGUUUCUGUACGGUGAAGACGGUCUGGACGCCAUCUACAUCGAGAAGCAGCGUAUGGACCACCUCAACAUGUCCCACAAGAAGUUCGCCGACCGCUUCCGCCUGGACGUCAUGGACGAGAACAGGCCAGAAGAGCUUGAGUGGCUUGAGUAUGGCAACGAAAUUGCAGGUGACCCGGCGGUCCAGCAGCUUCUAGAUGAAGAGUUUGAUGCCUUGCUCUCUGAUCGCAAGCAAGUUCGCGAGAUCAACUUCAAGAGAAAGGAUGAUGAGACCAUGCAACUACCCUUGAACCUGAUUCGUCUCAUGGAGACUUCCAAGAAGCUCUUUGCUGUCGAAGAUUUCCAGCGAAGCGACUUGCGGCCGCAAGAUGUCAUCCCCGCUGUACAGGCCAUGCUCAACAGAAUGACCAUCGUUCGCGGCAACGAUGAUAUCUCCAAGGAGGCUGACUACAGUGCCACGAUCCUUUUCAAGGCACAGAUUCGCUCUCGACUCGCUUUCAAGCGUAUUGCUUGCCAGCAGCGCCUGAACAAGAUGGCAUUUGAACACGUUUUGGGAGAGCUGGAGGCCCGCUGGGAUCGAGCCUUUGUCAGUCCUGGAGAGAUGGUUGGUGUCAUUGCGGCCCAGUCCAUCGGUGAGCCCGCCACCCAGAUGACGCUGAAUACCUUCCAUUUCGCUGGUGUCUCUUCUAAGAACGUCACUCUCGGUGUCCCUCGUCUCAAGGAAAUUCUUAACUUGGCUCAGAACAUCAAGACUCCUUCGAUGGUGGUGUACUUGAGUGGUGAGGACAAUGCCAGUCAAGAGGCUGCCAAGGCCCUUCGAAGCACAGUUGAGCACACGACUUUGCGUUCCGUCACUGCAGUCACCGAGAUUUACUACGAUCCUGAGAUCACCUCGACUAACAUUCCCGAUGAUCUGGAUAUGGUUGAGUCUUAUUACCUCAUCCCCGACGAAUCGCACGACAAGACGGAAGACCAAUCUCGAUGGCUGCUUCGUCUCACUCUGGACCGCCAGAAGCUUCUUGACAAGGAGCUGACUGUUGAAGACGUUGCUAGGCGCAUCAAGGAGGAAUACCCCAAUGAUCUUGCUGUCAUUUUCAGUGACAACAACGCUGAAGAGCAAAUCAUCCGUAUCCGUCCUAUGCAUGCGGGCAAUGACAAGGACGAAGAUGGAGAGAAGAAGAUUGAGGACGAUGUCAUGUUGAAGAGACUUGAGACUCAUUUGCUUGACACUCUCUCCCUUCGCGGUGUCAAGGGCAUCGAGAGAGCCUUCUUAAACAAGGAGACUAAGCUCAUCGAGACCGAAGACGGAGCCCUGCUAGCUGCCAAAGCCGACGAGCGUUGCUCAGAAUGGUACUUGGAUACCUCUGGAACAGCUCUGCGCCAGGUCUUGGCAGUUGAUGGCGUCGAUUCCAACCGCACUUACACCAACCACUUGUGGCAAGUUGUCGAAGUCUUCGGUAUCGAGGGUGCCAGAGCGGCUUUGAUUCGUGAGUUGACUCAGGUGCUUGCCUUCGACGGUUCCUACGUCAACCACAGACAUCUUGCUCUUCUCUGUGACGUCAUGACGUAUAGAGGCACUAUCUCCGCCGUCACUCGUCACGGCAUCAACAGAGCCGACACUGGUGCUCUGAUGCGUUGUUCCUUCGAAGAGACUGUGGAAAUUCUUCUCGAGGCCGCAGCUGUCGGUGAGUUGGACGACUGCCGUGGAAUUUCUGAGAACGUCAUGCUUGGUCAGAUGGCCCCCAUGGGAACUGGUCACUUUGACGUUCUCCUUGACCCCAAGAUGCUGGAGACCGUCAUCAGCGACAACUCGCGCAUGGGUCUCAUGCCCGGUAUGCCGGUCAAGGGCGGCGAGGCUGGCGGUGCUGCCACGCCGUACGACUCUGGAUCUCCCAUGGCCGAUUCCGGAUACAUGUCUCUCAGCUCGCCCGCCGCCGGCAACUUCUCCCCAAUUGUCGGUGCUGGCUCGGAUUCUCCCACUGGUUUCGGCACCGAAUACGGCGGUGGUGGAUUUGGUAGCAUUGGGUCUGUCAACCCUUACUCGAGUGCUAGCCCUGGACGACCGACAAGCCCGUUCAGCACGUCGCCCACUUCGCCAUUCAGCAGUGGAUAUGGCGGAUAUUCGCCUUCGUCUCCCAACGCUGGCUACUCACCCACAUCACCACUCAUCGACGGUGCUGCCGGGCGUUACGGGGCUACCUCACCCCAGUUCAGCCCUUCGUCGCCAUCUUUCUCGCCGACAUCGCCUAUGCUCCGGCCUACCAGCCCUGCAAGCCCGAACUACAGCCCGACGUCGCCAAGCUACUCACCAGCAUCUCCCUCUUCGCCCAGGCACUACUCCCCGACAUCGCCGGCCCAGUAUGCGUCGCCCACAUCACCAAGCUACUCGCCCGCCAGUCCAAAUUACAGCCCUGCAUCUCCCAACCUCCACGGGGCUGGUCCCACAUCGCCGUCGUACUCUCCUGCGUCGCCGACGUGGUCUCCUACUUCACCGGCUCAGUACUCGCCUACGAGCCCGAGUUUCCAACAGACUCCGGGAGCACAGCAGUCUCCGACCAGCCCCAGCUAUUCGCCGACUUCACCUUCCUGGUCUCCGCGGACACCUGGACCCGGCGGUUCCGGCAACUAA
Messenger RNA from Colletotrichum orchidophilum, 5259 nucleotides. Its product is annotated as DNA-directed RNA polymerase II subunit RPB1. Gene Ontology annotation, molecular function: DNA binding. Gene Ontology annotation, biological process: transcription by RNA polymerase II. Bases 1 to 5259 code for a protein of 1752 amino acids. NCBI's taxonomy places the organism in Eukaryota, Fungi, Ascomycota, Sordariomycetes, Glomerellales, Glomerellaceae. Gene Ontology annotation, cellular component: RNA polymerase II, core complex. The record is from RefSeq and is a predicted model, not a curated record. The transcript has 3 exons.